GAUGCGGAAAGUCUGUAUAAACAUCGAUGUCAUGAUGAUCGAACAUGCCGUUCCGCUGAUGUGAUUUCGGACAUAGAAGCCCCAACUCCCGGUCAACUUGACCCUUCCCCGUACGUACAUCAACAGGGCACAGGGAGCGUGGGAUCUAUUGCAAAACCACACAUCAUGCACUGCAAUCCGGAUACAGAAAUAGUCCAUGGACGCCUUCUGGAAGAUAUUCUAGCUCCCGAGAAUAGACAGAAGGGUAAGCAGGUGGACGGAAUGCCCAGUGGUAUGGAGCUGGCAGUAACGCCCGUGAUGGAUGAUGUUCUCACGGCUGGAAUCUCAAGUCCGGAUCGAACCCUAGCUAUCAGCAAUGCGAUGGUCACGGACGGCAACAUCCUCGCCUCUAUCUGCCACGGUGAGAACGUGACCGAACAGGAUCGCCUGUACGCCGCGACACUGGAUGACGAUGAUGAUGCCCGUGAUGCACCAGCACCCACGCCCAACGAACCAAACUUUGACAAUGGGGUGGCCGACGACAGUGUCUUGGGGUAUGUUAUGGACCGCCUGGAUUUGACACAAGAAAGCGGCGCCGGCGAAGGUCCGUCGCAUCGGCCAUCUUCCCAGCAGGCGCCCGCCAUGCUCACCGAAUGUGUCUCUUGCAUGGAGCAGGUCGAGACCAGUGGCAUGCUUUUGAGCGCCUGUGGUCACAGCUUUUGCCUCGACUGCACGCGGCAGAUGGUCCUCGGGAUUAUCAAGCAGGAACAGUUUUAUCCACCGCGAUGUUGUGGAUACAUCAUCCCCCCGAGCACGGCGUUGCGGGUCCUUAACUACGAAGAGUUGUGCGGGUUCAGCGACCGAGUCAUGGAAUACAUGGCCAAAGACCCCAUCUACUGUGCGGUCCCGACGUGCUCCAAGUUUAUUCCACCCUUCGCCAUGGACGAUGAUUACGGCACUUGUCCCGCCUGCCGGCAAAAGACACAUCUCUCCUGUCUGUCCCUAGAGCACCCCGGUGUGGACUGCCCCACGGACGAGACCCUGCAACGUGUGCUCGCCAUGGCCAACGCAGCGGACUGGCAAAGGUGCUUCCAUUGCCGCACGAUGGUGGAGCUACAGCAGGGAUGCAACCACAUAAGAUGCCGAUGCGGUUGGGAGUUUUGCUGCGCCUGCGGGCAGGUGUGGAAAACCUGCUCUUGUUGUCUC
Molecule: messenger RNA, 1185 nt
Organism: Aspergillus campestris IBT 28561
Lineage: Eukaryota; Fungi; Ascomycota; Eurotiomycetes; Eurotiales; Aspergillaceae
Product: RBR family RING finger protein
Exons: 2
Biological process (GO): protein polyubiquitination; positive regulation of proteasomal ubiquitin-dependent protein catabolic process; ubiquitin-dependent protein catabolic process
Cellular component (GO): cytoplasm; ubiquitin ligase complex
Molecular function (GO): ubiquitin conjugating enzyme binding; ubiquitin protein ligase activity
Source: RefSeq, a predicted model, not a curated record